Molecule: messenger RNA, 3068 nt
Organism: Sipha flava (yellow sugarcane aphid)
Lineage: Eukaryota; Metazoa; Arthropoda; Insecta; Hemiptera; Aphididae
Gene: Sap-r
Product: prosaposin
Exons: 18
Coding region: 169-2982 (937 amino acids)
Biological process (GO): sphingolipid metabolic process
Cellular component (GO): lysosome
Source: RefSeq, a predicted model, not a curated record
CAUCGUCGCAGUUGUGUUUGUCCCGUCUCGUGGUUUCAUUCUCGUCACACGUCCGCUGUAACGCGCUUUGCGUUCCCUUUGUGUUCCACGUUCGCCUGACCUUUGUGCCUUUGUGCCGCCGAUUGUACACACACACGUUCCCGAACGCGUGUGCCCUACACAAGAACCAUGGGUACCUCUGUACUCCUCUGCUGUGCCCUUGCCGUCUUCGGGUUCUUAGCUACGUCGUCUUUAGGUGCUUUAACCGGUGGCGUCGAAGAUGUCAUCCAUCAAAAACACAUCAAACAGUUGGGGCUGAACGAAUGUACAUAUGGCCCAGGAUAUUGGUGCUCAACUCUUAAAACUGCAGCUAAAUGCAAAGCUGUUAAUCAUUGUAUUCAAACAACUUGGGAAACCCAAUAUUACCCAGAAGACAAUGAUGAUAUUUGUACUAUUUGCAAAAACAUGGUGAAAGAAGCUCGUGACACACUAGAGAGUAACAUUACAUUGGACGAAUUGAAACAAGUUUUCUAUGGAUCUUGUCAAUUAUUACCACUGAAAAUUGUUAAAAAUGAGUGUAAAAAAUUAUCUGAUGAAUUCAUACCAGAACUUGUUGAUACUUUGGCUUCACAAAUGGAUCCAAAUGUUGUUUGCACUGUUUCUGGUUUGUGUAAUAAUGAACGCAUUGAUGAACUACUGAGAAAUAGUGAAAAUAAACAACUAGAAGUUUCUACUGAAUACUCUGAUUGUCAAAAAUGUGCUAUUGCUAUGGACAAAGGUGAAGAUUUAGUACAGAAAAUGUCUAGAGAUGAUCUUCUAAAUAAAGUACUGAUGAUGUGUGGAGAAUUAAGCAGUUAUUCUGAUGCAUGCAGUAGUAUUGUAUUAAGGUAUAACAAUGAAAUUUACAAUGGAUUUAAAAAUUACUUCAGUAUACGUAAUGUAUGUAUGUUAAGUGGAAUGUGUCCUGCUUCAUUCCAACCCUAUGCCGAUGAUUAUGAAGAAUCAAAAGGUCUUUUAAUGGAUGUUGAAAUCAAUAAUGCUGGUGAACGUGGUAGAAUUCAAAAAUCAUAUAAAAAAAAGAAAGUUAGUGAUGAUUUGACUUGUGAAUUCUGUGAAAGCAUGGUUAAACAUUUAAGAGAUAUUUUAGUAGCCAAUACAACCGAAGAACAAUUUUUAGAUGUGCUCACCGGUCUUUGUAAACAAACCAGAUCAUUCUCACAAGAGUGUUUAGAAAUGGUCAAUAACAACUAUGGACGUGUGUAUCAGUUUCUUCUUACAGAAUUAAAUGGAAAAGUACUCUGUUCAAUAAUCGGUAUCUGCCCCAAUACUCGUUAUAGUGAGGAUUAUAUUGCACCAAGAUACCCUCUUAUUCCAGUUGAACUUUUACAAACCGAAGCAAGCAAUUCAUUCACUGAAAAAGAGAAGGUUGUGGUUGAUGAACAGCCACCAAAAGUUAAGGAUAUUAAAAAAUCUACUGUUGAUAUCUUUACUCAGCAAAUGCACUUUGUUGUUAAUGUGGAUAUGCCUACGGAUAAAACUGCUUGUUUUCUCUGUCAGUCAAUUUUAAAUUAUGUUCAACAAGUUGUUACUGAUCCAAAAUCCGAAGAAGAAAUUCGUUCUGCGUUAGAAAAGUCCUGCUUAAUUGUACCAUCAUCAUAUGAAUCACAAUGUAAACAAUUCAUUGAUCAAUAUGGAGAUGCAUUUAUUUCUCUUAUAGCUCAAGAAGUUGAUCCAUCUAUUAUCUGUCCCGAACUCAAACUAUGUCCAGCUACAGAUCUAUCUAUAAUCACAAACAAAGAUAGUGAAAGUAUCCCGGAGUGCUCAAUGUGUAUUAUUUUUAUGUCGGCGUUAGAAUCUGAUAUCUCUAAUAACAAUACUGAAGCAGAAUUGAAAAAUACAUUGGAAAAGUUAUGUACUAAACUGCCAACUAAUUGGAAAGCAAAAUGCUCAGAUUUUGUUACAAAUAAUUUAGAAAGUAUACUUGACAUGUUGAUUGCUCAAAUUCCACCUCAAGAAAUAUGUGUUUUAUUAAAUAUUUGUACACCCAAAACCAUCUCUGAUAGCGCUGCAAAUGAAAUUGAAUCAAAUAUGAUAGCCACUUCUGGACUAGUCACAGUUGUGUUGCCAGGGUACAAUAUGGGACAAUUAUUGGCCAACAAUUACAAAAUGUUGGAAGAACCGAAAAUUCCAACACCAUUUUGUCUGGUCUGUACUGUUGUUAUGAAAUAUCUGAAUUCUGAGAUCGAAGACAAAUCAAAUCAAGAUGAAAUUGAAAAAGUUAUGAAUUCAGUGUGCAGAAUAUUACCAAAUGUCGAAGAAAGUGAAUGUGAGAUCUUUAUUUAUACAAACUAUAGACAAAUUAUAAAUGCUUUAAAAAUAGGAACUAACCCAGCCAUAGCAUGUAUGGCGUUAAUGGUCUGCGAAGAAGUAAUUGAUGAAACUAAAUAUAAUAUUGAAAAGAUGAGUGAGGUUAUGCAGCCAACUACAACAAAACCUGUAGAAUUAGAUACUUCCAGUGAGUGUGCUGUAUGUGAAGCAUUUGUCUCUGUGUUCAAUGAUCGUUUGAACAACAAAUCAGUCAACAUUGAUGAAAUAGAUUUAAUGGAGUUAUGCUAUGAAGUUGAUAUAAAACACAAGGAGCAGGUGACUGGUAUGAUUAUACUUCUAAAAUUUGGUUGUACACUUAAUGCUCGAGACACCAAUAACGAUUGGCUCAUUAGAAGUUUAAUAAAUUUGAUGCGGCCUACUUGUACUCAACCAUGUGUAAGAAAAUUUCAUCCAAAAUGUACAAUUUGCAAGGACGUGAUACAUGAUAUCAAAAAUAAAAUCAAAAGCUCUAAAAUUGAAGAGCACAUUAAGUUUAGAUUGGAAGCAUUAUGUGAUCCAUUACCUGACAAGGAUAAGUGCAUUAACUUAGUGGAAGAAUAUUCAAAUAAAAUCAUCAACACUAUAUUGGAUGAUAUUAAAGAUGAAAGUGUAUGUGCAGAAAUAGGAUACUGUUAAUUCUAUAAGUUAUCCUUAAACUAUUUUAUAUAUUAAUAUAAUUGUAAGAAUAUUACCUACUAUGAUAAAUAAAAUUAAGAACUGAA